UAAGAUUAUCCCAGUGCGAGCAAAGUGUUUUAUUGAAAAGAGAAACAUGCUGUCAUGGUUAUAUCGGACGUGCAGGUGUGAGAAGGCGAAAACGUGUGUGGGGCUGGAGUCAGCCCGGGCUCUGAUGGUGUUCAGUUCACAGCGCACAGUCAGCAGGGCUCGGUUUGGGGGAAGGGGGUGCGGGGGCUGCCUGUUGAAUCCCUGCCUUGGGUCUCUCUGUGAAACAAAAGGGUGAAGCGCCUGUGCAGACUCGGUGAUGUAGCCACGUUAAUCGAGCUGGGCUCCAGUGGGAGGGUCAGAUCCAGUGGCUGUGCAGCCAGAGCAGGGGGAGGAGCGGGACUGGCAGCUUGAUUCUCUCUCUCUCUCUCUCUCUGCACAGCUCAGCCCCACCCGCAGUCGCCGGAAGUUUUAUUUUCCCCUCCCUCUAGCAGGAGGGUUUUUUUUACUCUUAAAAAAAGGCUCGGCAUCUGCGGAAGUGAGUGCUAGUCUUUUUGUGUGUGUGUGUGAGUGAGAGAGAGAGAGGGGGGUGGGGGGAGGGUGCUUGUUCAACAUGGCUGCAAAGUCGGACGGCAUGGGAGGGACAGCGUCCGUCUCGUUGCAGAAUUUAGGUCAACGCCCAGCGGAGAGUGAGUGCGGGGAGAGGGGCUUGUCAUCCUCGUCCGCCGGGGCCCUCGCCCUCGCCCCCGCCGCCGCCGCCGGCGCCUCGUCCUCCUCCUCCCAUUGUUGUGAGCCGGGCUCCGGCUGCUGUCACAGCUCCUGUGUCAACUCGGUGCCUCGCCAGCGGGAAGAGUACUCCUUGGCGGACUGCUGCUGGAUCCUGGGCGCCUUGCUGGUCUUCUUCUCGGAUGGAGCGACCGACGUGUGGCUGGCCGUGGACUAUUACUUCCAAGGCGACUACUGGUGGUUCGGGCUGACGCUCAUGUUCGUGGUGGUGCCGUCCCUGGUGGUGCAGGUACUGAGUUUCAGGUGGUUCGUCUACGACUACACCAACAGUAGCGGUGGGAGCAGCGCCCGAGCCCGGGCUGCAGCGGCGGCGGCGGCGGCAGGAGGAGGAACUGGCCCUGAUGAAGCAGCCGAUCAUUUCAGCACCAAGGAGAGCGAAGCGGGGCAGCGCCGGGCUACCCGCACUUCGACCUGCUGCCGCUUGUGCAUGUGGUUCCUGCAGUCUCUCAUCCACAUCCUGCAGCUCGGGCAGGUCUGGAGGUAUCUCAGAGCUAUGUAUCUUGGAAUUCAAAGCCGUUGGCACAAAGAACAUGAGCGUCGACACUUUUACUGGAGAAUGAUGUUUGAGAGUGCUGACGUAAACAUGCUGCGUCUGUUGGAGACCUUUCUUAAAAGUGCACCGCAGCUUGUCCUGCAGCUCAGUAUUAUGGUGCAGAGAAGCCACAUUGGCACCUUGCAAGGUCUAUCCGCAGCAGCAUCACUACUAUCCCUUGCUUGGAUGAUUGCUUCCUACCAGAAGGUUCUGCGUGACUCCAGAGAUGACAAAAUGCCUAUGUCCUACAAGGCUGCUAUCACACAGAUUCUUUGGCACCUCUUCACCAUUGCUGCUCGAGUAAUUGCGUUUUCCUUGUUUGCCUCCGUUUUCCAAUUAUAUUUUGGAAUCUUUAUUGUCAGUCACUGGUGCAUCAUGACCUUCUGGAUCAUUCAUGGGGAAACAGACUUCUGUAUGUCCAAGUGGGAGGAGAUCAUUUAUAAUAUGGUUGUUGGAAUUAUCUACAUUUUUUGUUGGUUUAAUGUAAAGGAAGGGAGAACUCGGUGUCGAAUGCUCAUCUACUACUUCAUUACAUUUUGUGAAAAUGCUGCCUUGACUGUGCUGUGGUACUUGUACAGAGAUUCCCGUACAACAGACUUUGAAGCCUUAAUAAUAGUUUGUGUAGUGUUCAGUAGUUUUGCUCUUGGAAUAUUCUUCAUGUUUAUAUAUUAUGGUGCUUUGCACCCAAAUGGACCAAUGUUUGGGUCACAAGGAGGGUGCAUUGAUGGUGGAGACCAAGACACUGCAACACAUAUACCUGCACAGGUUAUAACAGUUCCUCCCCGAGCAAUGACCCAGUGUCGGACUACAGUUGGCGAACAAGCGCCAGCUGAUCGAGACAGUUGUAUUCCUGUUUUCCAGGUAAGGCCCAGUGUGCCCCCAACACCAGUGUCACGCACACUGCGAACAGAAGGGCCUGUUAUCAGGAUUGACUUGCCCAGAAAACGGUAUCCUGCUUGGGACGCGCACUUUAUUGACAGGCGGCUGCGUAAAACCAUCCUGGCCUUGGAAUACACCUCACCUGCCACUCCACGUCUCCAGUACAGAAAUCUUAGCUUCACACAUGAAGUACUGGAAUAUGAAACUACCGUGUAGUCGCAUACAAGCAGAGCUAGGUGCAUGGAAUAAGUUUACCCUUCCAAAAGGGUUCAAGCCAAUGUAGAUUGAUGGUGCAGUGCAGGGGUCACCCAACACUGAUCUUGCUGCAUCAUAAUAGUGUGCAGGAGGCCUGUAUCCACAAAUGUGUCUUCAAAGGAGUUGUAAAAGGUAUUGAUGCAACAUUCCAACUCUGGUCGAGUGGGAUGGUCAGGUUUUUUUUUUGUUCUUGCCUUUUAUAGUAAAUGGUCUAAUGGUUAUCAAAAAGAAGUGAAAAUGGUGUGCUGAAGAUGGCAUCACUUGAUCAUGAACGGUUGCACGCUGGUAACUGAAUGCUAUCUUGAGUUUUUAAGUGGAAGUCCCAAACUUCUGUUUGUUGUCUGAUUAUUUGCAAAAAAAGAAGUAUCAUGGUUUGCAUGUUAUGGUUGAAGAAUCAUGUCCAAAUUUUACUGCAGCUUAUUCUCCUUAACUGAAAGUUUUCUUUUUAACCUUUAACAAACUAUUUGCCAAGCAGUGACCAAAUGUGAAAUUAAUAACAGUACAACUAUGAUACUAUGUAGACGUUGGACAGCAGAUGUUGUCUGAGCUUUCAAUAUCCAUGUAUCCCGUAUGUAUAAUUUUGUUGGAAGCAGAAUAGAACAUUGACUUUAGUUUGAAGGUAUGAUGGUUCUGACAAUGGAAGAAUGUUAUGCACUCUAUUGAAAGAACUAUUAAAAAUAGCAUAGACCAUUACAGUAACUGGGUUAUGUAUUGUGACAGACAUUGAAAUGUAAGAAAUGUAAAGCUGCAAUAUAGAAUAGCAAGAUAUCAUGACAUUUUUAAGCAUUUAGCAAAACAUUUGACACUUUUUUAUUCUUGUGUCACUUUUAAUAUUUUAUUUAAAAUUGUGCAAAUACUACAGAGCAAAUUCUCAGGAAAUAUGGCUUCAAAUCAUAUUUAAAAUAUAGUGAAUUCUGAAAUUUUUGUGUUGGAGUCUCUGAAUAAAUUUUAUUUUCAAUACUCACAAAUUGUUAUGAGCUGUAUGCAGUACAAUAUUUUUAUAGAUGUAUUCUGUUGAAAUGUCAGAUUUACUUUCUAUAUUAUACUGCAGCUUUAAGCAGUGAAUGGGUGAGCAUCCCUGUAAAGUUACAUUAAUCAAAACAACCAGCCUGUCUUUUUGGGAAUACUUGUGUCUGAAUCAGAAAGUCCACUCCAGUAAUGGGUUAUCAACCUCUAAGUCUAACCCAUGCUGUUUAUACGUCAGUUUACCAAGCUACUUGGUCCUUGCAUUCAAAGACGUGGCAAGGAAAAGACAGGCAGGGUUCGUUACUGCUACAUCAUAUUGUGUUCUCUAAUAAGGUGCAUAUCUACAUGAGAUGGUACAAUGAUUGGAGUCAGAAUACUGUGCCAAAUCAGAAGAGUGUUGCCUUUCACCUGUCUGUUAAGUAAUUGCAUGAAAUUAAAUAUUUCCAUGAUAUUGCUGAAGCAGACACAAGGUAUAUGUCCAGUCUGAUUGCAAGGCAGUGAAACGGGUGCUAAUUCACAGCUGUAGUGUAUGAAGAUUGAAGAAUGAAUGCUUUUUAGGAAUAAACACAUUUUACCAAGGGCUUUUUGUUCCAUAUGGAGGUUUAAAUCAAGCACCAGUGCUGCCUGUAGUGUAGAUAUUCAGUGUCACUUAAUGUUGUCUAAAUAUGAAAAGGCUAAGGUCGUAAACUAUAGUGUAUAGCUUGCAGUGCUUUACUGUUAAGAUUCAGGAAAGAAGCUUUUAAACGUAGUUUGACAAUAUUCAAGUUGUUUCAGAAUUAUAAGGACUCCAUCAGUAUGAAAUAAACCUCAUUUUCUUUUCUCAUGCAAAUCCCUCUAAUUGAUAGACAACUUGCAUUUACUUUGAAAUUAGUUUAUCAAAAGAAUAAAAGAACAAAACCACUUUACUGUUGCCAUAUAUCACAUUUUUCACAAUUAAUUUUGGAAAUUCUACCUGUGUAGAAAUGUGCAACUUUGCAGUGAAGAAAAUGACACAAAUCAGCUUAGUAAUUAAAUCCAUUCAUGUCCUUAGAAUUUGCCUCUCAGGAGCAUUUUAAAAACUGACAUUUAAUUCUAUAUUUAAGCUGUGGUACUAACAUAAAAGUUUUAUAGCAGCACUGAUUCAUGGGAAAUUAGAUGUGGCAUAGAUAUAAAGUAGGUUAUCAACUAUACUGUUGUAACUCUGCUGAGAGCCAACAGGAUGUAACCGGGCCAAUGAAGUAACACUGGUGCUUACCUUGAGAUUUGUGCAAUUAAUUCACAAAAAACUUUGAAAUGGAAUGGAAUAAUCCUGCAAUAUAUCAUUAAUGAACACUUUCUAAUGGCACACACGAUAAUCAUGCUGAUCAAUGGUAGAAAAGUAAAGUCUUGUUACUCUUAAAAGUAGAAUGGUAUUUUGAUGAUUAGAAAAAGAUUUGAAACUCAUAAUGUAAAAGAAAGCAAUAGGCAAACUGAUAUACUAAUUAAAAAUUAAACAGCAAAAUGAUAAGAAAAACACUUCUGAUUUUUAGCCACAAGGAGAAAUCACUGGAAUAGGUGAAAUACAUGUGAAAUUUAUUGAAGAAUUUCAGUUAAACUUUAAUUUUUUGUAAAACACAUAAGGAUAAAACUAUGGGUAUAUGUUCAAGAUACUAAUUAUUAAAACAUUUUUGUUCAAUGUUUCUUUGUUAAACUAUAAUGAGUGAGAUUAUGAUUAGAGGCACUGACAAUAAUGAUACCUGUUGCCACAAUUGCUGUAUCUUAAAAUGUUUGUUUAACUAUAUCACUAAUUUGAAGCCUUACAUUUACACACCACUAUGAACCAGACUGUUGUUUAUUGCCUGAUGCAAAAACUAGUGAGAAGACGUUAACCAGUGCCUGCUUAGGGUCCUCAUACAGUCUAAUUAGUAAGGGCACUGCCCAGUGUAGCACUGAUCCCAGUUGUGAUUGCUAGUCUGUUUUUGUUUUCAUGGGCCUCAUCUGACGUGGAUGUAGGAGGGCUAAAUUUCACUUUAGUAACAUCAUGCUAGGCAAUAGGGAAAAUACACCCAAAGUUGUCACUCAGUUAGCUAUAAAUGACUUAUGCUGGAAAAUGCAUUGUUUUGAUGCCAGCUAAAGACAAGAUUUGACUCAUUCUGUUGUCCCCAUUAAUCAAGUAACUAAUCAAGCUACUAUUUUGAUUCAUACUUGCAGUGUGCAACAGGUUGAACUGACAGUGUACGUUGAUGCCUGUGGAAGCACAACCCAGCAAUUUCUGUGCUAGCCAACAGUUUGGGGGAGAACAUUUGAGCAGGGAGAGUAAUAGUGCCUGGGCACCAAAAGGAAUGAGAUUGAUAUUUUAGGUAGAACUGGCUAAUUGAUAAUGAUUGCAAGUGUCAGCUUACACUAUUAGUAGCUUUUAUUUGCAAUGUUACUAAUUAAGUAUAUUAUUCAAACUGCUGUAUGUGAAUAUUACAGCAAGGCACUAUAAUUGCGGGAGCCAAUAGCCAAUUUAUUGCAAGUGCUAACAUAAAUUUAGUCUUUAUACAGAUCAAGUGUGCUAAAAUAAUAUACAUUGGGGACAAUGAAUCCAAUUGGGAAUGCUGAUCAGCUAAUGACACCAAAUUGUGGAGUGAACAAAAUGGCAUUAAACAGAUACAGGUACAUGUUAGAGCUUUUUGGGAGAUGUACUAAUCACAGUGAAACUUCAAUAGGGAAAGCAGAUAUAAUAUUGCAUUGUUCAAACAGUGUGUUGAUCAAUUGUAGCCAUGUUAUAAAAUUCAUCUUUGUGUGGGGAUAACACAUGCAAUUAUUAGAAAUCUAUUUAUUAUGGGCAUUAACAUUUUUUCACACCUUGGAAAACCAAUAUAAAGGGACUAAUAAUAGAACACAGGUUUGAUGUCUUCUGCUAAUAAAUAAAGCUGACUUCAGUAAGAGGACAGAUUAUAAACCAUCUCCAAAGAAAGUCUAUGUGGUGGCUAUAAUAUAUUUGUAACUGCAUGAAUGCAAAACUCAAUGAGAUUUAUCAAAAUUCUUUUAACUCUAUUGCAAUGUCAUUGCUGUAUGAGAUUAUUAGUUUUAAGACAAUUUUAAGUUUGAUCAAUGGCAUUAGCUUCAGAGUCAAUGAGAUUAACAAAGACUGUAAUGAAAAAUACAAUGAUUAUUUAUAAAAUUAUUUACAAUUAUAACUAUACAAAAUGUGCCAUCUGAAUGCUCAUAUCUUGUUCCAUGACCUGAUCGGCUGUUUUUAUUUUUAUUGGAAUAUCUACCUCAGAUGUUUGUCAUAAAAUUUUCCCAUGUUUCUGUUGUCCCUAAACCAAAAGAGAGAAUUAAUAAUUAUUGUACCAUAAUGUAGUGAAGCAGAGUAAAAACUAUUUCCUGGAUUGUACAUUCAUUUUUCUUUGUGCUAUUUUGGGGUGAUAUUUGAGAAACUAAUUCUGUGUUAUGUUUACCUAACCAAGUAAAACAAUGCUUCAGUUUGAGAAAGAUGAAGUAGAUGUGCCCAUGCUGUGACUCAUAUUUUGACGUUGCUGUCGCCUACCUUCUCACCUCAGCAAUGGCGCUUUGUGCACUUUGGUUAUUCCAUUUUAAUAAUUUUAAAUCGUCUCUGUUGUCUGAAAUUGAAACAAAAGCAAUUUUGUUAACUGACUCUAUUUUAUGUUGCUACAUGUUUUGUCAACACAAACAAUGUAACUUAACAUUAAAUACAAAAAUGCAGAGCAUAUCCAUAGAAGAACUACACCAACUUUGCCUAUUUCAUUUUGAGAGAGCUUACAGCUUUUGUGAGCAUCAGUGAAAAUGGAAAUUUUAUAAGUAUGGUAUAGUUUGCAAGAACAUAAGGUAACUAUGUUUGAGGAAGAUAAUCUAGCCCAUAUUAAUUUAUCCACUUGGAAGAACCAUGUAGCCCUUUCAUCCAAGCUUUCCCCUAUCUUGAGUAUUUGGUUGUUUUAUUAAUGCAGUCAGAGUUUUCAAUUCCCCAACUCUAUUUAAAGUACUAAUUGCUGACUCUGAGAAGAACAGUCUCUAAUCAGUCAAAGUUGUAUUUUUCUUAGUUUGAGUCUCUCAUUACCAAAAGAUAUGUGACAGUGAUACACAACAACUCUCCUGUCCUUUUCCUUUCUGGAAGUGACAAAUUGUUCCAAUUUCUCUGAUAGCCAUGAUAGGAAUGGCAGCUUGUCAUAUGGACAAUUGUUUUGUGGCACAGCAUGUUUGCUGCCAAAAGGUGUCUGAGGCAUGAAGUAUUUAAAAAUUUAAAAGCAUAAAUUGUGAAAAUAUUAUUUUAAAUCAAUAAUCAGUCUCUAAACAUCUAUUUGCGUAAAUAAUUCAGUUAAAUAUGAGAAAAAAUACUCAAUUUUGAUUUAUUUUUUCUUGAGCCCUGAAUAUAUAAAGCUCUAAAUGAACCGAUAGCAUAAUAAGAUCAAAAUACCAAACACAAGUGAAUAAACAGUGAUAAUUUGAAGUGUAUUUUAAUUCUUAAUAUUUAAUAAGAGUGACUCAGCUAAACCUCAUACCCUUAAAUAGUGCAUCACAGCACUUAGUACAUAGGCUCUAAAUUCACUUUUUUGUGUUCUGAUUUGAAUUCCAUUAUAAAAAAAAAUCCCCUUAAAUGAUUAGACUCAAGGGCUUGUACCAGAAAAAUUAAAUUGUCUUUAAUUGACUUCUGUUAAUGAUGGCCAAAAGCAAUUUUUAAAUAUAUUAAUUGAAGUUCAAUUUUCGUCUGAUUGUACUCCAACACCUGCAUUUGCCACAGUGGCAGUGAGUGGAGAGGAUGCUAGUAAUAAUGAUGACAGGAUAUAAAAGUACUCAAUUCAUCACUCCUCUCACUUUUCAUUACCUGCUUUGUUCCUCAGUGGUUGUUCUUUAGCAUCAGCAGCACCAUGACAUUGAAUCUCUGUGACAAUGGCAGAGAGUAAUUUAUGGUUGCAGAAGGGUGAAGCAAUACAGCACCAAUAAAAAGAACACAUUCAAAUUUGCAGGCAUUUUAGGAUCAGUAUAUGCCUAUAUUGCUCGAUAUUUAUUCUCUGUUUAUUUUGCAUUUUGAUUAAUGAAGUUGCCAUCUGAAAUGGGGUUUAUUCCCAAAUGAACCUUGGGGAUUGGAAAUAGUAACCUUGUAAAUCAUAACUAAUUUAAGUUGAAAUUAAGGUAUCUACUGGUUAUGCAUUGUCCCAUUGUCUUAACAUUAAGAAAGUUAUCUAUGAAUGAAAAUAUGAAUGAAAAUCUUUUGAGGUACAGCAUACUGAAUAUUGAUAACUUAAGACAGCACAGGCUACCAAUGUAUUAUAUCACCCUUUUCCAAAAUGUUGAGCAUAUUCUAUGUUUGGCUUCACUAAUCAUAUUUGACUCGUGAUAAGUUUUCCAGACAAACUUUUAAUUGUUCAUGAAAAAAAGUUAAUGUUUAUCACCCUAAUAGAACAAUUUUAUAGAAUACUUUCUGGAUUUUAAUACAAGUUAUGACUUAGACUAUGCAAUUCUUUUUAUUCCAGAAGAAGUUUUUAGAAGUAGACAACCUGUAGGAUGUGAACAAUAUCAAAACUUUUAUAUUUUAUUCCAGAAGAAGUUUUUAGAAGUAGACAACCUGUAGGAUGUGAACAAUAUCAAAACUUUUAUAAUCUUACAUUUCUGAAAAUGAAUAUAGUUGAAUUUUAACAAAUUUAUCAUAGCAAACACCUCUUUUACAGAUUGUAAACUGGGUAUAGAAAAAAACCUUUCCACUAUCAGUAAGCCUACUUUAAAACUUUGCCAGAGAAUGUUAUACUGGCAUUGAGAUAAUAUAAUUCCAUUUCUGCAACCACCUAAUUUUUGAUACUAAUUAUCAUGUAACUAUUAUCAUGAAAAUAGAAAUAAUUAAGAUCGAUUCUAAAUAUGAUACACAUUUCAUGCAGUCUGAUUGUAUUGAUGCUAACUUACAAUACAACAGUUCCCUCAGAUUCUACAAUGCGUCAUUCUGGAAUCUAUUCUAUCCUACCAGGUACCUAUUAUAUUUGAAUGGAUUUUUUUUUUGCUUGGAGUAUGCAGUGAUUAAAUCUGGUAUAGUUUGAAGUGUAUUAUGCAAACAGUCUCCCAUUUUAUUAUAUAAAUGCCUCCAAUUUGCAACUGCAGCAAUUAUCCAACAAAGCUGGGUAUUGGCACCUCAUAAUGCACUUUAUAAUUUGCAGAGACUGCUUUCAUUGAAGUCACAUGUAAAAAUCUCUACAUUCUACAAUUCUAAAUCAUUCAUUAAUCACAUUAAUAAUGCAUGAUGCCACCAAGGGGUGGGUGAUAUAAUAUAUUGGAAGCAAAUAUUGCCAUUUUCCAUAUUACAGUAUCAGUACUGCUGUAUUCAAUGUAUGAUAGUUACAUGGGUACCAAAUGCCUUUUUCUCCAAUGUGUAGAAAAUAUUAAAAUACUUACUAAGAACCUUUUAAGCUGUAUGUGCUUUUUAUCUUAGUACCAUAAAGAAGUCACAUGCUUUAUGAAAACAGUGAACGUUCAUCCCAUCCCCAUAUAUAUAAGUAAUUAGCAGUACUGGUUUUAUCCAUACUGCUUCCUAUAUGUACUGUAUAUGAAAGACUGUAUGUAUAAUUGAGGAUGUAAUCAAUAUCUUUUUUGGGUGUUGGCAGUUUGAUUGGCUGCUACAUAACAGCUAGUGAUGAUUGUGUAUACUGCUUUAUUUAGUGGAAAUAAGCUGUGGGGUAAAAUGUCUCCUCCUUGUGUUCCUGUAAUCAGUUUUGUACUAUGUGGCUCAAUGUUGUUUAGCACACAUGACUGACUGCUUGUUCACCUAAAUGAUUUGAAACUGUACAUUCAACAGGUAGCUUAGCUGAAAAAUGAUUGUUAAAGUCAUUAUGAUGUUGCUUGGUUUCAAAUGUCAUGUGUGCUAAAACAAAGGUUAUUAUAUGACAGCUGCUGAAUUUUUACCAACUUUCUACACUCCUACUGUUUUCUCAGCUGACAGAUAAUAGCUUUUUUUUUAUUAAUUAAAAAAAGAGGAUGGAAUGAAAUGUUUCAUGAUGUACAUAGUUAUAUGGUGCCACCUUGUAAUAUUUUUUUCUUUCUGAAUAAUUCCGAAAAGUAAUUGGGCCUGAAACUUUGUAUAUCACAAUCUUUUGUACAUUUUUAUUUUGCUGCAACACUAAAAACAAAAUCAUUAAAAUAAAUUAUGCCAU
This is a messenger RNA of Chiloscyllium plagiosum (whitespotted bambooshark), 10455 nucleotides long. It is a transcript of the gene xkr7b, whose product is annotated as XK, Kell blood group complex subunit-related family, member 7b. Gene Ontology annotation, cellular component: plasma membrane. The record is from RefSeq and is a predicted model, not a curated record. Lineage: Eukaryota; Metazoa; Chordata; Chondrichthyes; Orectolobiformes; Hemiscylliidae. Gene Ontology annotation, biological process: apoptotic process involved in development; phosphatidylserine exposure on apoptotic cell surface; engulfment of apoptotic cell.